Messenger RNA from Necator americanus (New World hookworm), 519 nucleotides. RefSeq lists its product as uncharacterized. The transcript is spliced from 2 exons. The coding region runs from base 1 to 519 and encodes 172 amino acids. The record is from RefSeq and is a predicted model, not a curated record. NCBI's taxonomy places the organism in Eukaryota, Metazoa, Nematoda, Chromadorea, Rhabditida, Ancylostomatidae.
AUGGAAGAAUUACUUGCGCCCGCUCGACCGGUUCGAAGAUCAACGGGAGUCAAGGUGAUCAAGAUGAUCAUGUUGUACAACUACAGGACGGUUGUGCGUCCUGUUGCCCUUUACGGAUGCGAGUGCUGGCCGACGACGAAAGCCUUGGAAAGAGCGCUGCACGCUAUGGAGAUGCGGAUGUUAAGGUGGACGAUAGGUGUAACGCUAAAAGAGAAAGUAUCCAACGACACUGUACGUUCCAUUUUCGACGUCGUCCCGAUAACUGAGAAGAUGAAGGAGGCGCGACUGGGAUGGUUUGGUCACGUCUUGCGGCGGGAGGAAGAUUCUGUUGCCAAAACCGCUCUGAAGCUCGACGUUUCAGGAUUGAGACCGCGUGGGAGGCCAAAGAUUAGCUGGUUAGACCGUGUGAAGCUGGAUAUGAUAGAUGCACGUUUGUGUACGGCUGAUGCAAUGGAUAGAACCAAAUGGAAGACAAGAAGCAGAAAAGCGGACCCUGCAACAACGCGGGACAAACGCUAG